GGCAAGAACAAAAGAGCUAGCUUUUUAUCUGCAGAGAUCGAUUGCUUGAUUGUGGAAAAAAAGAGAAGAAAACACACAAAAAUGGGGAGGGGAAGGGUUGAGUUGAAGAGGAUUGAGAACAAGAUCAACCGGCAGGUGACUUUUGCUAAGAGAAGGAAUGGCCUUUUGAAGAAAGCCUAUGAGCUUUCCGUUCUUUGUGAUGCCGAGGUUGCUCUCAUCAUCUUCUCCAAUAGAGGAAAGCUGUACGAGUUUUGCAGUAGUUCAAGCAUGCUGAAAACACUAGAGAGGUACCAGAAGUGCAACUAUGGAGCUCCAGAGCCAAAUGUCUCAUCAAGGGAGGCUCUGGAGCUAAGUAGUCAGCAAGAAUAUCUGAAGCUUAAAGCACGUUAUGAAGCCCUACAAAGAUCACAGAAGAAUCUCCUGGGGGAAGAUCUGGGCCCUCUUAGCAGCAAGGAGCUUGAGUCCCUUGAAAGGCAGCUCGAUUCCUCGUUGAAACAAAUCAGAUCAACCAGGACUCAAUACAUGCUGGAUCAGCUUACUGAUCUCCAGAGGAAGGAACACCUCCUAAAUGAAGCCAAUAAGACCUUGAAACAAAGGUUGGUGGAAGGCUACCAAGUAAGCUCCAUGCACUUGAAUCCAAAUGCAGAAGAUGUGGGAUACGGUCGACAACCUGUUCAGCCCCAGGGCGAUGCCUUCUACCAUCCUUUGGAGUGUGAACCCACAUUACAAAUUGGAUACCCAACUGACCCAAUAUCGGUGGUCACUGCCGGUCCAAGUGUCAAUAAUUACAUGGGAGGAUGGUUAGCUUAAUAAGAUGAAGGUAUGAUGGCAUGAUGCCAUAAUGGCAAGUCUUCUUGCGCAUGCUUUCUCUCAUAAGUUUCGGCAAAUUAGUCUCUUUUGUAUGUUAUUUUGAAGUGAAACAUGUAACACUAUGGAUUCAUUGCAUCUUAGGAGCUCUAUAAUUAACGUUUGUGUGUGUGUGUGCGCGUGUUUAUGUAUCAUGCAUCUUGCAUUUUAGUAACUUUGCUUGGAAUAAUUGUUGUUUGCAUGCAUGUAAAAGGAUUCUGUCAAUCAUUUUUCUUUUGUAUACCGCAUGAAGUCUGUUU
Messenger RNA from Rubroshorea leprosula, 1106 nucleotides. NCBI's taxonomy places the organism in Eukaryota, Viridiplantae, Streptophyta, Magnoliopsida, Malvales, Dipterocarpaceae. The record is from the annotation of a GenBank genome assembly.